GCCGUACCUCGGGCGCUACCGGAGCGCUGUUUGUUACCUCCCCGUAGCCCCCCGGGGCUUCUCCGUGCUCUUGUGCGGCCUUUUGGAGCCGUGUCCGGUAUCGCUACCGCGUUAAAAGUCGAAUUAAUGAACCCCUAAGGGCCUGCAAAUUGCUUGUUUUGUAGUGGCUGCUUCCCCACAGCUGUGUUUGGUUGGGUUGGAGCAUGGAGCCCAUCUCCCUGGCAGAACCAGCCAUUCCUGCAGGAAACAGCUCGUCUGUGGCACAGGGAAAAUUCCAUGUGCUGGUGGGAGUGACUGGAAGCGUGGCUGCCCUCAAGCUGCCCCUGCUCGUCGCAGAAUUGCUGAAAAUCCCUGGGCUCGAGGUGAAGGUGGUCACUACUGAGAGAGCAAAACAUUUCUACAAUGCCCAGGAGAUUCCUGUGACCCUCUAUGGUGAUGAAGAGGAGUGGCAGCUGUGGAAGGGCCGCUCUGACCCCGUCCUGCACAUUGAGCUCCGGCGCUGGGCUGACCUCAUGGUGGUGGCACCUCUGGAUGCCAACACGCUGGCAAAGGUGGCCAAUGGCAUCUGUGACAACCUGCUGACCUGCGUGAUCCGUGCAUGGGACCUGAGCAAACCCCUGCUCUUCUGCCCAGCCAUGAACACGGCCAUGUGGGAGCAUCCCAUCACAGCUCGGCAGGUGGAGCAGCUGAAGAGCUUUGGCUACACAGAGAUCCCCUGUGUGGUGAAGAAACUCGUGUGUGGAGAUGAAGGCCGAGGUGCCAUGGCAGAAGUGUGGACCAUCGUGGAAAGAGUUAAAAGGAUCCUUGAAGAACGGGAUGUGCCAAGGCAAAGCUGAUGUUUUGGCAUGUAAAUGGUGGUUUUUGUGCCUUCCUGAUGGUUUGGAGAUAAAGGCAGCAGGAAGCUGGGCUCAGCUACCCUGGUACCCAUGGCAUGCAUACCUUGAGCUGCUCUUCAACAGAAGGAGUCAACGGUUGUCUUCCAGCUGGUGCCAAACUGAAAUGUGGUACAUCACCACACACUUUCAAAAACCAGAGCCAAGAAUGUGCUGCUUUAGUGUGGAAAACCCUGUGGUAUCUUGGGAGUAACGUUCCCAAGGCUGCUCAGCCCCCAGUGCUUCACACCUGCUCCGUUCUGGGCAGGCUGCAGAAUGUGUUUGAGCUCCAGUGGUUCUGAAGAGGAAAAGGCCCUGCAAAUUCUGGUAAUUCCAGCCCCUUCUAGCAAGUGUCUCUUGGAGCAUUCCUGCUCUCCAAAGCCUGUGCUGGCUGCAUAUUCCUUCCCAGCAGGAGUCACUGUCUAAAAAGCAAUUUUCCCUUUGGGAACUUAAUAAAAAAGAAUUUUUAAUCCUG
Molecule: messenger RNA, 1347 nt
Organism: Sturnus vulgaris (Common starling)
Lineage: Eukaryota; Metazoa; Chordata; Aves; Passeriformes; Sturnidae
Gene: PPCDC
Product: phosphopantothenoylcysteine decarboxylase
Biological process (GO): coenzyme A biosynthetic process
Cellular component (GO): phosphopantothenoylcysteine decarboxylase complex
Molecular function (GO): FMN binding; phosphopantothenoylcysteine decarboxylase activity
Source: RefSeq, a predicted model, not a curated record